This is a messenger RNA of Chanos chanos (milkfish), 4865 nucleotides long. It is a transcript of the gene disp1, whose product is annotated as dispatched homolog 1 (Drosophila). The record is from RefSeq and is a predicted model, not a curated record. The coding region runs from base 66 to 4751 and encodes 1561 amino acids. Gene Ontology annotation, biological process: smoothened signaling pathway. The transcript is spliced from 8 exons. Gene Ontology annotation, cellular component: membrane. NCBI's taxonomy places the organism in Eukaryota, Metazoa, Chordata, Actinopteri, Gonorynchiformes, Chanidae. Gene Ontology annotation, molecular function: peptide transmembrane transporter activity.
UGACUGAAUACACUCGCCGCUCAGAGGAGUGUUGUGAGCUACGUUUGGCAAGUGGGCCAAGGACCAUGGCCCUGACCGAAGGUUCCAGCGACCUCCUGUCUCUUAGCAACGGCGCAGCCCCUCUCACCACCACCACCACCGCGACUGCCAAAGACAGCAGUGACUCAACCAGCCCCGAUGCUAAAGCCAGCCCGGACGCGGGUGCAGACGAGGACCAGAGCGCGGCGGUAGCCAAACAGAGGGUAACCCCAACUAAUGAACCCUCGCAGCCAGCUCAGCUGAGUCAAAAUGGCAGUGCCAAGCGCAAUGGUUCCCUCCGCCCCCCAUCCCUGUCCACUUCCUCCUCUUCCUCAGUAUCUUCAUCCCAUGUCACUGACUCUCAGAGGCUGGCUAAGCUCCUACCCAGCACCCUCCCGCCACCCUGCUGUGUCCGCUGCCCCUUUCACCCGCCACCCUGCUGUGCCACCCCUCAGCCUGAGUGCCACCUGUUCCAGAGCCCCUUGCCCCCUGCAGCCAUGCACGUGGGCUCCUGCUGUGUCCAGGGCUCACCUAACUUCUGCAUGCAGCACCGCUGGCGGGAGCACUUCCAGAACCAGCCCAACAUGGCCACACUCAGUCCUACAAGGCCUUUUCGGUUCCCAAAAAGUUAUGCAGAGCUCAUUGCUGAUUGGCCGGUAGUGGUGCUUGGUGUAUGUACUGUUCUCAUUGUGGUGUGUGCCCUCGUGGGCAUCCUGGUGCCAGACCUUCCAGACUUUUCUGAUCCUUUGCUGGGAUUUGAACCUCGGGGGACAGCAAUAGGCCAGCGACUUGUCACAUGGAACAACAUGGUGAAAAACACUGGCUACAAAGCAACAUUAGCCAACUACCCUUUCAAAUAUGCAGACGAGCAGGCCAAGAGUCACCAAGAAGACAGAUGGUCAGAAGAUCACUAUGAAAGAGACAAAAGACAAGCAGAAUGGGACUUCAGUAAGACCAACUUCUUUUGUGAUGUUCCAGGCGACAGCUACUCCCGACUUGUGUUUGCAUCUGCUGAUGGAAAAAACUUGUGGAACAUUCAAGCAAUUAAGUCUAUGUGCAAUAUGGACAACACAAGGGUCCGCUCCCAUCCCCAGUACUGGAACCUAUGCCAGCGUACCACUGCUGCCUCCUGCUGUCCCAGCUGGACCCUUGGGAACUACAUAGCUGUUCUCACCAAUAAGUCUUCUUGUCAGAAGAUUACUGAAAGGGAUGUUUCCCAUACAUUGAAGAUUCUGCGGUCAUGUGCCAAAUACUAUCACAAUGGUACCCUCGGACCUGAAUGCUGGGAUAUGACCACCAGGAGGAAGGACCAGCUGAAGUGUGCUAAUGUGCCCCGGAAGUGCACAAAAUACAACGCCGUUUACCAGAUUCUUCACUUCCUGGUGGACAAAGACUUUCUGAACCCAAAAAACACUGACUACUUUCCACCCUCUCUCAAGUACAGCAUGCUGUUCUCACCCACUGAGAAAGGGGAGAGUAUGAUGAACAUUUAUUUGGACAACUUUGAGAACUGGAAUGCCUCUGAUGGUAUCACAACCAUCACAGGCAUUGAGUUUGGCAUUAAACACAACCUGUUUCAGGAUUACCUCCUGACGGAUACUGUGUAUCCAGCCAUAGCAAUUGUGAUUGUGCUAGUGGUCAUGUGUAUCUAUACAAGGUCGGUGUUCAUUACGCUAAUGACCAUGUUUGCCAUCAUCAGUUCCCUAAUUGUCUCCUAUUUCCUCUACCGGGUGGUCUUCAACUUUGAAUUCUUCCCGUUCAUGAACCUCACUGCUCUCAUCAUCCUGGUUGGAAUUGGUGCCGACGAUGCCUUUGUACUCUGUGAUGUGUGGAACUACACCAAAUUUGACAAACCAAACUCGGAGCUCUCUGAGACUGUUAGUGUCACGUUGCAGCAUGCAGCACUCUCGAUGUUUGUCACGAGCUUCACCACUGCAGCAGCCUUCUACGCGAAUUAUGUCAGCAACAUUACAGCUAUCCGCUGCUUUGGUGUCUAUGCUGGCACUGCCAUCUUGGUCAAUUACAUCCUGAUGGUUACCUGGUUACCUGCUGUUGUUGUCCUUCAUGAGCGAUAUCUCCUCAACCUUUUCACGUGCUUCAGGUCACCACACCAUCGUGGCUUUAGCACUCAAACCUUGUGGACUGGGCUGUGUCAGACAGCUAAUAAAUGUCUGUUUUCUAUGUCGGAGGCCUCCCGCAUCUUCUUUGAAAAAGUUCUGCCCUGCAUUGUGAUCAAGUUACGUUACCUCUGGCUCCUCUGGUUCCUAGCCAUAACUGUAGGAGGGGCAUAUGUGGUCUGCAUAAACCCCAAAAUGAAGUUACCAUCGCUGGAGCUGUCUGAAUUUCAGGUGUUCCGCUCCUCACACCCCUUUGAACGCUAUGAUGCAGAGUACAAGAAGCUUUUCAUGUUUGAGCGUGUCCACCAUGGUGAGGAUCUCCAUAUGCCGAUCACUAUCAUAUGGGGAGUUACUCCAGUCGAUAAUGGAGACCCACUAAAUCCAAAAAACAAGGGAAAAUUGACGCUUGACACUACUUUCAACAUUGCCAGCCCUGCCAGCCAGGUGUGGAUUCUCAACUUUUGCCAGAAACUGAGAAAUCAGAGUUUUGUAUUCCAGUCUGAGGAACAAGACUUCACUAGCUGUUUCAUGGAGACCUUUAAACAAUGGAUGGAGAACCAAGAUUGUGAGGAGGCACCAGUUUACCCUUGCUGCAGCCAAUCCACCUUUCCCUAUAAGCAGGAAGUCUUUGAACUGUGCAUAAAAAGAGCCAUUAUGGAGCUGGACCGCAGUACCAUCUACCAUUUGGACAGCAAGACACCAGGGCCAAGGUUUGACAUCAACGACACUAUCAGGGCCAUUGUGUUAGAGUUUCAAAGCACCUACCACUUUACGCUGGCACAUGAGAAAAUGCAUCAGUUUUACAGUGAAGUAGACACCUGGAUACAGGACGAGCUAAAGAACGCUCCUGAGGGCCUCAGUUACGGUUGGUUUAUCAGCAACCUGGAGUUCUAUGACCUUCAAGACAGCCUUUCAGAUGGGACUCUCAUUGCCAUGGCACUAUCAGUGGUGGUGGCCUUCAGCGUGAUGCUUCUGACUACCUGGAACAUCAUCAUCAGCCUUUACGCUAUUAUUUCCAUCGCUGGCACCAUAUUUGUAACUGUGGGAUCACUGGUGCUACUAGGUUGGGAGUUAAAUGUACUGGAGUCAGUUACUAUUUCUGUGGCAGUAGGUCUUUCUGUUGAUUUUGCCGUCCAUUAUGGUGUUGCCUAUCGCCUUGCCCCAGAACAAGAUAGGGAGGGAAAGGUGGUGUUUUCCUUGAGCAGGAUGGGAUCUGCUAUAGCCAUGGCAGCACUGACUACUUUUGUAGCUGGAGUAAUGAUGAUGCCAUCGACUGUAUUGGCCUACACUCAGCUUGGUACCUUCCUCAUGCUAAUUAUGUGCAUAAGCUGGGCGUUUGCUACUUUCUUCUUCCAGUGUAUGUGCCGUUGUCUUGGUCCACAAGGCACUUGUGGACAGAUCCCUUUGCCCAAGAGGCUUCAGUGUCAGGCUUUUUCAGAGGGUAACUCUACAUCCCCAUCUCACCAUGGCCAAGGGAAACACUCCCACACCAGCAAGUACCAGUUUGAUUCCCGGGGACGAGAUGUGGAGCACGAGAACUACGAACUAGAGCCCCUGGCAUCAAAUGGUAGAAGUGUGGAAAAGAACUCUAUGGAGGAUGAAGAGGCAAGUACCCAGCUGUGCAAUGGAGUUGUUCCUCCUCAUUCAGCUGUUUCCACAGCUCACGUAUCUUUUCAAAACAAACCAGAGCCCAACAGAGAAGGCCCUUGCCCAGAGAACGGGUUAGCCUCAACCGGCACAGACCGUUCUCAAUGCCAGUAUUCCCUCAAUACGAGCUGCAUGUGUGGAGAUCAGUUGCCACAACAGACUAUGGCCACACCAUGGGCCAUGUUCCGUUCCAAUACUCAGGGUGGUGAAAUGCCCUGUCUGGCCCCUCAGUUUGCUUUGACAAGCAACCACAUCUCCAAAAGUCAGAACCAUAUGUCAACAUUUGAAGGAGUGCUCAACCCAGUGGACUGUCAUAGGAAUUGCAUUCAGUGCACACCCAGCCACUUCCAUCACUGCUCAGGGGGUCAAACAUCAAGGCCAGACAUUCAGGGCUGCCACCUCAGGACCUACUGCACCCACACUAUUCAUCUCCAACAGCCUGCCCAUCAGUCUGAUUCAUCAGUGUUGGAAGAGCCCCGUCAGAGGGCCCCUUGUAGCCCAGGUCCACCUCUCGUGAAGGGACUGAUUACCCAACCACAAAGUCAGUGUUCCACAGUUCAAGGUUGUGCAUUACCUCACACACACAGAGACUGCUUUGCCAACCAUGAAAUGCAGAAGACAGGGGAGAAAACAUUAAAACUCCAAACCCCACAAAAUGUACCAUGUAAUCACAUAAACGUCAGUAAAAUACAGGCAACUGAGAAUGAUGAUUAUCUGUCACUGCCUAAUGACAGCCAUGAAAAACUUGAAUCUGCUCCUGUUACACAAAAUGAAAAUGUCAAAAAGAGCAAACGAAAUCACAGAGACAAAAAUGAAAGGACACCCUCUGCCUGUCCCAAAAGACUCAAUUGUUUUAACAGGACUUUGAAUGUUAAGUGCAAUUCUGUAGAGUUUCAUAAGCCAAAAACCGAAGCCAAUGUGCCUGCUCUCACCAUAAGUUCAAAGCACUCAUCUGAAAGUCUAUGUUGAUUAUCACUGUAAAGGAAACAAGAGACGUGAGGAGAACAUGAAGAACAAUUCACAUGUUGUCAUCUUAAAUUAUCAUGUGCAGUGUCCCUUCACAAUUAAAUGUAUGGGAUCACA